Molecule: messenger RNA, 528 nt
Organism: Fusarium oxysporum Fo47
Lineage: Eukaryota; Fungi; Ascomycota; Sordariomycetes; Hypocreales; Nectriaceae
Product: Mss4-like protein
Exons: 2
Coding region: 1-528 (175 amino acids)
Molecular function (GO): carbon-sulfur lyase activity
Source: RefSeq, a predicted model, not a curated record
AUGGCCGAUGGAUUAAUGGAUGGGAGGGGGAGAUUCUUCCCGCGAGCCGGCCUUGCGCAAGAUGGCUGGUCAACAACGGAAGAAGCAACAGCAACAUGCUAUUGCGGUACUGUGCAACUUUCUUUUCCUCUAUGUAAACCAGGCUUUGUUGUCGCCUUUGUAUGCCACUGCAGUGACUGCCGCAAGAUCACUGCUUCGAUGUUUACCUCUGGUUUCGUUAUCCUCGACACUCACUUGAAGCAUGUUCGUGGGGAAGAAAAUCUUAGGCAAUUCGGCCAAUCACAAACAAUCGAGCAAAAGGGGAACGUCAUGACCAACUUCUUUUGCAGUACUUGUGGAUCAUUGAUGUACCGGAGAGGUGUAGGUUUCCCAGGGGCGAGUAUACUUAGGAUCGGCACAGUAGAUGAUUUCAAGCUUGGUGAGACGGCGUUGAGGCCAACGAUCGAGCAGUAUGUAAAGCACAGGGUGGAUUGGAUCAAGGAUAUAGAGGAUAUGGUGCAAAUCGAGGGACAAGCUUCGGUGGAGUAA